Molecule: messenger RNA, 1906 nt
Organism: Carassius gibelio (silver crucian carp)
Lineage: Eukaryota; Metazoa; Chordata; Actinopteri; Cypriniformes; Cyprinidae
Gene: ubald1a
Product: UBA-like domain containing 1a
Exons: 3
Coding region: 163-630 (155 amino acids)
Molecular function (GO): protein binding
Source: RefSeq, a predicted model, not a curated record
GCUCCUACAGUAAAUAUUUGUGUUUGCUCAACCGGCUGUAAUGGUGGACGACUGAAAGAGAAAAGCGGUGAGACUAAAUCUCAAAAAAGAAAGAGAUAGAAAAAAAACACAGUCCCGGGUAAAGCACUAUUGUUCGUUGCUCGGAAAUAAACCCCAGCCACUAUGGAUGAACUCAAACAUCAAGUUAUGAUAAACCAGUUCGUCCUGACAGCUGGAUGUGCCGCAGACCAGGCGAAACAGCUUUUGCAAGCGGCACAUUGGCAGUUUGAGACAGCCCUUAGUGCCUUCUUUCAAGAGACAAAUAUCCCGUACGGUCACCAUCAUCAAAUGAUGUGUACCCCCGCCAACACGCCUGCAACGCCACCAAACUUCCCUGACGCCCUCACCAUGUUCUCGCGACUCAAAGCCUCGGAAAGCUUCAACAGCAGCAGCAGUCCCAGCAUGGCCACCUCACCUCCUCCACCUCCAGUCAGCUGGGGCAUGACCCCACCCAUCCCCAACCAACAGGGCUUAUGGACUCAGGGGCCUUCCCCCCAACAAUCCCACCCGCCCCCAGGCUGGCCCUCAGCUGUCAACCAGCAAGCGACAACCGAACAGAAAGCCAGCGUCGCUAUGGAGGCCGAGAGAUGAGGGCCUGGACUACACCGAGCGAGGGUUGGGGAGGGUCAGGGGCACUCGUUUUUCUCUCACUCACCAAACAUGGAGGGGGAAAGCGUUCAACCAAGAAUAACCAAGCAACAUGGACAUUUACAGAAGAGGAGUGAAAGCCAACACAAAGGUAAUGAGAGAAAUAAAGAAACAAGCGCACAUUGUAUUACUAAGCAACAGAAAUUUACAGAGCUUUUUUCUAUAAUAAAAGAGUAGUUUAACGUAUAUGGGACUACGAUCAUUGCGCCUACGGAUUAUUUCUGGUAUUUUCUCAAAGAUGGAUGUCUAGCAUCUAAGGCAGCAACUUUUCUCACGUUUUACUUUUUAUUCUUUUAUCUGGUGUUCUUUAUGCAAGACGCGAGUUGACGUUGCAUGUGGAUUAGCGACCUCUUUUUAGUAUUCAAUGCAAGCAUUCAUGUGUACAGUGUGUGAAACUUACACACUCAAACAUUGUGUAUCGGACUUACAUUUCCUCUACCCGUUGGAUAAUGGGACUCUUUCGUACCUCACUGGUCUCCUGACUCUAUUCAACCAAUCAGGGAAUCUCACUAGAUGAACACACUUUUUUCACACAAACCGGAUUUUCCAUGAUGCCGUGCUUUGUCCAUUACACAGUAACUCAAUGAUAUCCUCAAAGAUUGUAAACGUUGGUUGGAAAUCUGAUUCUGAAAUAUCUGGAUUUUUUAUAAUCUUUGUUCCUAGUUUUAUUUAAAUCAGUUUUUGGGGGAGCUGGUUUAGGGACGUUUAUCUGAGUUUUGUUUCUCAGUUGAAGAGAGUAAAUCCAUGCCGCUAAAGAUGCAUUAAACCAUACUACUGUACAACAUGUUGGCCACUUUGCAUGACGUAUUCAUAUGUGUAUAAUAUUUUGUAGUUUCUUGCUUUUGGGGGAAAUUCUACAUGAACGCUUUUUCGGGAAUUCGGUUUCAUUUCAAAGUUUGGAAAAAGAUUGAGAUCUCCAACACAAGUUCUAAUUCUGGCCCCAUCUGCUUUUUAUAUGUGACAUUGAUUUAAAAAAUGGGGGGGUAAUUACUUAUAGGAUGAAAAUUAUUAUUUUCAAAAAGCAACGGUGUUGGUUAUCGCUUAUUUUCUUUUUCAUUUUCUGAUCAAGCUUUUCUUUUGGGGUCUCUUGUUCCCAAAUGGUUUUCCAUGUAUGUUUUCUCCUGUUUGACUGUGUUGAUAUCAUUCCCACAAUAUUUGUGGACUACCUGAUAAUUAACUUAUCAUUGUUUGUGUUCUUAAAUAAAUAUUCCAUGUCCUA